ACAGGGAGGAUCAGUGUGACUGAGGGGGCUGCCUGCAGUCUGCUUCAGUGGGUUCACACUCACUGUCCUCUGCCCCAGCCCUCCACGCCCCACUACUCUCCCUGCCUCUGCCCCAGCCCAGGCCCACGGCCCCACCAUGGCCGACCAGUACCAGUACAACACCAACGAGGAGAAAUUUGUGAAAGACAGCCACACCAAGGAGAUCGACCUGAUCAACAGAGACCCUAAAUUGAUCAAUGAGGAUGUGAUCAAGGUAGAGUUUGAGGAUGUAAUCGCAGAGCCCGACGGCACACACAGUCUGGAUGGGGUGUGGAAGCUCAGCUACACCACCUUCACCGUGUCCAAGUACUGGUGCUACCGCAUCCUCUCAGCCAUCUUCGGCAUCCCCGUGGCUCUGCUCUGGGGCUUCCUCUUCGCCUGCAUCUCGUUCUGUCAUAUCUGGGCCGUGGUGCCCUGCAUCAAGAGCUGCCUGAUCGAGUCACAGUGCAUCAGUCGUAUCUACUCCCUCUGCAUCCAGACCUUCUGUGACCCCUUCUUUGAAGCCCUGGGCAAGAUCUUCAGUAGUGUGAAAGUGGCCCUGCGCAAAGAGGUCUAGACACUCACACCAGAGGUAGCUGGUGAGGGGAGGACGGCUCAUAAUAAUGAAUGGAAUGGAGUCAAUGGAAUGAAUCAAACACAUGGAAACCAUGUUUUUAAUGUGUUUGAGACCAUUCCAUUAUUCUGUUCCAGCCAUUACUGUAAGCCUGUCCUCCCCAUUUAAAGUGUCACCAGCCACCACUGACUCACACCCACCACAGUGUUUACAUGUGUUUGGAUGAAAUGUUGCACCCUUUUUAUAUGCCAGACCAGAUGACCAGUCCUGGUGUCCUCAUAUUUCCCAAGACAACCCCCGUUACCCUCACCCCGCCCGAAACCCUGGGCCCCGACCCUGCCCGUCUUGCCCUUUGAGUCCUGACAUGCUACGAGCAACCAGCGCCAUUAGAGGCUCUGUGAUAGCUGCAGCAUGGUUGGGUGACAGCUCUGGCUCCGUUGGAAGGCAGAGAGCUGCCUGUUCAUUGAGGGAAUAGAGUGCUGGCAGCCAUGGCAUGAGCAGGACUAACAUAGCGAAUGUAUCUUGAGAUGCUGAGGACAGUGGCUUCUCGGUCACAUGACAUAAACACCCCAGUUACUCUAACAACAUUGCAGCACCUGUAGGACAAUACUGCCUAUAAAGGGCUCUCCAACCCUAUUCCUGAAGAGCUGCCAUCCUGUAGGUUUCCGCUCCAACCGUAAUCUAGCACACCUGAUUCUAAUAAUUAGCUGGUUGAUAAGCUGAAUCAGGUUAGUUCCAACUAGGGUUGGAGCGAAAACCUACAGGAGGGUAAUUCACA
Messenger RNA from Salmo salar (Atlantic salmon), 1370 nucleotides. Its product is annotated as caveolin-3-like. Gene Ontology annotation, cellular component: caveola; focal adhesion; sarcolemma. The record is from RefSeq and is a predicted model, not a curated record. Gene Ontology annotation, molecular function: molecular adaptor activity; transmembrane transporter binding. Gene Ontology annotation, biological process: regulation of membrane potential; cell differentiation; regulation of cytosolic calcium ion concentration. NCBI's taxonomy places the organism in Eukaryota, Metazoa, Chordata, Actinopteri, Salmoniformes, Salmonidae.